AUGAAACUUAAAAAUAUUUAAUUAUAUAUUAGUUCUUGUCUUUAGUCUUUUAAUAUUUCGGUUCGAUUUUCUCUCGGGUGUGUUCGUAUGAGUGAGUGCAUCAUUGAUUCGUCGUGCUUUUUUCGCGACUCGUUACAAUGGCAAUUUCGACAGAUUUUAAUAAAGUUUUUCUGUGAAAGUUUGUUCUUGUUGAUAUAACUUUGAUUAAAUGAAAUAAUUUUUUAGUGUUAUCUAAAUGUUUUUAUAGAUUGAGUUGUUUAAAAAUUGUGUAAAUAAAUUUACAAAACAAAGUUAAAUAUUCGAUGCAACUCGUUGAUUUAUUGCUCAUACGAUUCGGAAGCCGUGCAGUUGUGUGUGUACAAGCGAGUAUAAUAUGCAUAGAAAUUCGUUUUUUCAUUAUACUCGCUGUUCACUUAUUUAUGUCAAAAUUGAAAAGUUCAUGUGCAAUUAAAUAACGCAGAUAUUUUUGUAUAAUGCAAAAAAGGCGCAAUAUUACAUUCAAUGAAAACAAUGUUAUGUGCUGAAGAUGUUGUUGGUGAUAAACGUCAGCGUUUAAAAAUAUUGAUUAGAGAAAAAUAAAAUGUGUAAAGUGUUAAUAAACAAAUAACUGACAGUAUGAACCUAAAUCUUGUUCACUUACACCUACCAUUUACUUCAACAACUCUGAGAACUGCACAUAUUCAUCAAGCCAGAAGAUUCGUAGAAACUAAAUAAACGAGAAGGAAUACAAAGCCGGAAUUUCACGGCCCACCUUUUCUACUUAUGACACAAAAUGCACUCAAUCGCAGUCGACAUAAUCGCUUUAACUCUGUUGGAACAUUUUGUAAUUGUGCGAAAGCGAUUUCAAAGAGUGUACCCUUUUAUAAAAAAAUUUCUGAAAAGCAUCCACGGUGAACAACAAUACCAAAUUGGGAAAGUUUUGCCUUCUUAUACUGUUAUCUCGGCGGUGACUGCAUCAGUUUCGAGUGAUCCACUUCGGCAAAUUAAACCAUUUUUGGAAAAUACAACUUUUCACAACAAGCGUAUUAUGUUUUAAACUACCGAGCCAUCUAUUAAUCUUAUAUAAUUUCGCGCUUUUGACACAAACAAUAUAAACUUUCAAUUUACCGUUUGCAAAAUUUGGACUAUAUUAUAGAAAAACCGUUUCGUUUAUCAGAUACAAAAUAAAGUGAUAGCCUGCAAAACUUUCAUUCAUCUACAUACAUUAAGAGCAAAAUAAGGAUAUCUCCAUGAUGGCAGAUCAUUUGGAUGAACCGCCUCAAAAGCGGACAAAAAUGGAUCCAACGGAUUAUGUGUCUGUCUUAGAAGAUGAUCUACCAGACGAACUUGUUACUGCCAACAGUAAUUGGCCAGAUCCUUUGGGUGGCGGGCCCGGAGGUCCAGGAUCUGGUCUUGGAGUCAAUGUAGUUGGUGGGCCUAACAAACCGCCUGCUCAAGGUCCCGGACCAGGUGGAUCACAAAUGAAUGGAGGUGGUGACGAUACAUCGGGUGUGGGUGGUAAUCAAGUAGGUGGAAAUCCUUUGAGACAAAUGCAACACCAUCAACAUCUGCAACAGUUAUUGCAACAACAAGGAAAUAAAAAUCCCGGAAUGAUAGGAAAUCCAAUGGGCGGAGGGGGCUUAAAUCAACUAGGAAGUAAAUCACCUAACAUGCAGUCACCAAACGCAGCUGGAAUGCAAGUAGUUAGUGGGCAGAUGGGCAUGGUGAAUUCUAUGUCUAUGUCGAUUUCUAACAAUGGAAAUCAAGGAAUGAAUACAAUGCCUGGCAUGAAUACCAUUGCUCAGGGUAAUUUAGGAGGCAUGGUGAUCACCAAUAGUAAUUUGGGCAGUUUGGGUGGAAAUGCUGGAAUGGUAAACACAUUGAAACAACAAAUUAGUGCUGGCGCUGGAGGCAUGAUGACAGCUGGUCCUGGUGGAGUUGGACCAGUUGGGAAUAUGGGUCCUGUUGGCGGACCAAAUCAAGGAAUGCAUUUAGGUGGCGGACCAGGUCAUCCGCAAGGCUUACAGAAUGGUCCAAUGAUGGGAAGAAUGGUCGGACAACAUCUACCACGUGGCCCCAAUCCACAUUUAAUGGCUGGCAAUGGACCUGGAGUUGGACCAGGCGGAGGUCCACGAAUGCAGAAUCCAAAUAUUCAAAUGGCUCAACGACCAGAUGUGUUAAACGGUAAUCUAACAUACGGUGGUCCAGGUCAAAUGGCGAACAUGGUUGGCGGCAAUGUUCCAGUCGGGCCUAAUGGACCCUAUGGAAAUACCGUAGGUGGUGUUGGAAAUUAUGGUGGUCCGGGUGGACCUCAAAGUGGGCUGAAUGUAAACCCAAAUAAUCCGCAGCAGCAACUUUUGGCACAACAAAUGGCUCAACGUGGCGGAGUUCAUCACAUGCUACAGGGAAGCCGACCUGGAGUGCCAAUGGGAAUGGCUGGUGUUGGAAAUGAUGGUACAGCGGGAGGUCUAGUAGGUGGUCCUCAACAACAACAGCAGCAACAGCAACAAAUGGGUCCAAACCAACAACAAAAUACGCAAGGUGGUGUUAUGGGAGGCUCGGGAAUGGGACCUCGACCACCACAACCAGGAGGUGGUCCACAACAAAAUCAAAUUCUCCAUCAACAGCAACAACAACAACCAGGCACUUCACAACAGUCAAGUGGUGGUGCAGCUGGUGGUAGUAGCACAGGUGGUGGCUCUGGUGGCGGAGGUCAACAUCUAUCCGAGGAACGCAAAAAACAUAUACAACAACAACUCGUUCUAUUAUUACAUGCACACAAAUGUAAUCGCCGCGAAACCCUCAAUCCUAACCGAGAAAAAUGUAUAGUACCAUAUUGUAAGUCCAUGCAAGAUGUACUGGCGCAUAUGGCAACCUGUAAACAGAGUAAAGAAUGUAGUGUACAACAUUGUACCUCUUCUCGGCAAAUUCUGUUGCAUUAUAAGACUUGUACGCGUUCGGAUUGUAUUAUUUGCUUUCCGUUUCGACAGCAACAGUAUGGGCCAAACGCCAGCGGAGCGAAUGCCAACGCAAAUGCUAAUCAACCUUUGCAAAAUAUGGUAAAGCAACAACAACAACAACAACAGCAACAUCAGCAACCCGACGGAAGUUCUGUAGGUGGAGGUGGUCCUCAAAAUUCUGGAAUAACUCAACAGAAUACCGGUGGACCAAAUAUUGUUACCGGGCCGGGCGGACAAAUGGGCAUGCCCGGUGGUCCAAAUCAACAACAGUUAGGCGUUAAGCCGAAUGUGGACAUUUCACAACAAAUGCAACAACAAAAUGCACAGAAUCCGAAUCAAGAGAUACGACGUUUCGACAGUUUGGGCAUGCAAGGUGCUGUUUCUAAUGCAGGACCGGGAGCUAACAUGUUACAGAACAAUGCGGUGAAUACCCAGCAGCAAUUGCAGGGUAUACGCAUGCCGGGGGGCGGACCAGCAGUUCGUGUUAUGUCUGCGCAAGUUGGAGGACCCGGAGGUGGCAUUGGUACCGGUUCAAACGCCAACACUAUAAUGGGCAAUAACAUGAUGAUUGGCGGUGCUGCUGGCCAAGAUGGUGGCAUGCAACAGCAAACACAAAAUGUUCAACAACAGGUGCUUUUACAGGGCGGAAGUGGCGGAGGACAUAACCCACAGUUGGCAGGUUUAAUUAGUGGACCGAAUACCAGCAAUGCGGGUCAAAAUCAACAAAAUGCUGGACAGCAGCAACAGCAAUCAAACAUUCCUCUUUCAGUGAACGUUCACAAUUUUAACAACAAUUCCACGUUUAACAAUGCGCAGUUAAGUGCCAAUACCGGCAAUACAGGUGACAUGGUAGGCAUAGGUGGAAAUGGUCCUCCACCGAACAAGCAGAUGGUGAGCGCACAAGAGUUGGCGAAAUUAAAAUUGCAAUCGCAUAAUGUAGCAAUGGCUAAUUCAACAACUGUAAGUGGCACAUCUGGCGGACCUGGCGGAGUUGUAGGAGGUAACGGUAGUUCAGGUGGACCCGCCGCACCAGGGGGAAAUGGCGUAAAUUCUGGUAUGGUAGGCCCUCAAGCUAACAAUGCACAAAGCGGUGGGGCAACAACGUCACAAGGAGGCGCAAACAACAAUACUGGAUCGGAAGAAAGAGACUGGCGGGAGUCAGUAACAGCAGAUUUACGAAAACAUCUUGUGCACAAACUUGUGCAAGCAAUAUUCCCAACAUCGGAUCCAACAACUAUGGCUGAUAAACGUAUGACUAAUCUGGUUUCAUACGCAGAGAAAGUUGAAAAAGAUAUGUACGAAGCAGCCAAGUCGCGAUCAGAGUAUUAUCACUUGCUUGCUGAAAAGAUCUAUAAAAUACAAAAGGAAUUGGAAGAGAAGCGUAUCAAACGAAAAGAGCAACAAAUGCUAAUAAUGCAGCAACAGCAACAAAGCUCUGGAGGAGGAGGAUCCGGCCCAGGGCCGAGUAACGCGGUUCCAGUUGGUCAACAACUUCCUCCUGGUCAUCCUCAAGCACAACAAACCCAAAUCCGACCAAUGAUUAGCCCUAUGGGUGGCGCUGGAGGGCAGGGUAUGCCAAUGGGAGCUACCGGUAUGAUGCAACCGCAAAUGAGAGGACAAGCUCCAGGUAACGUGGGCAUGAUGCCUGGACAGGGCGGUCAAAAUAUGGUAGGAAUACGGAGUCACUCUCCUGGGGGUAAUUUGCUAGCUUUACAUCAACAGCAACAACAAAGGAUGCAAUUCCCUCAACAGCAACAAGGCAAUUUACUGGUCGGUCCACCAGGUCCCAGUCCAAAUAGUGGCAUGGGUACAAUGCCUACAUCUACACCACAGAGUAUUGUCGUGCCAAGUCCAGUUUUGUCCCCCUACGGUGUCCAAGUGAUUCCAGCUAGUCAAGUAGGUCCCGGGGGUGUCACAAAUGUAUUGACAAGUCCAGUGCCUUGUCCACAGCAGUUCAUCACUGCAAACGGCGCCAACGGAACACAGUCGGCUCAGCAAAUUUCCGAAAUAAUGAAACAACGGCUUAUGCAAGCUCAACACCAGCAGCAACAACAACAGCAACAGCAGCAACAACAACAAUCGAAUAUGUUGUUACCACAAUCACCAUUCAAUAAUCCUGCACAUAUACAACAGCAGCAACAACAAAAUCCCUUCCCCUCACCCAUGUCGCAGCAGCAGCAGCAACAACAACAACAACAGCAACAGCAGCAACAACAACAGCAGCAGCAACAACAACAGCUACAACAGCAGCAGCAGCAGCAACAACAACAACAACAGCAACAGAAGCAAAAUGCAGGAACAGUGGGAAAUAUGCCGCCAACACCUACUAGUCUAGAGUCUUUAGUCAGUGGGGGUUCGGUUGGUACGAAUGCUGCAAUUGGUGGUCCCGCAACAGGUGGCAUGGUUGCAGCUCCUAGUCCCUCACCUAAUUUCCUGCCAAAUGGUCCAAUAGGUACCCCAUCAAACAAUCCACCAUCGGUUACAUCACUUAUGCAGCCCCUGAGUGAACGUGCAAGCAGCACUCCUCCCAUUAUGGCGGCUUCACCAUCAUCUGGAGUACCUGGUACCUCGUUGUCGGUGAAUGCUAGUAUAGCGUCAAGUACUACUGGCGUACCAAUGAGUGGUACAGGAACAACAUUAACCACAACCGCAUCAUCUUCCAGCUCUGCUGUAUCGGUGACAGUACCAUCUAAUACUGUCAAUACAAGUAGUAAUGGUCCCACAAUAGCUCAACAACAACAACAAAUAUCAAUGGGAAAAGGCGGUAAUAGCAACAGCAGUAGUAGCGCGAGCACAGCAGCCACCACUACCUCAACAUCGACUGUAAUGAGUUCACGUCCUUCAUCUAGCAGUAAUCUUUCAUCACAAAUGGCCGCCUUAGAAGCGGCCGCCCGCGAUAACGAUGAGACUCCUCCAUCGCCAAGUGCGGACUCUGGCGGUGAGAGUGGUAAUGCUUCGAAAGGCAAGUUGGACUCUAUUAAACAGGAAGAUGAUAUUAAAAAGGAGUAUAUGGAAGAUGGCAGUGGCGGGGCUGGAGAUAAUUCCCAAAUGGACUCAUCAUCAGCCGGUGUAGGUAAAAAUGCCAACAAUGAUGGCACCAAUUCGAAAAAUGAAAUCAAGACUGAAGACGGUGAUUCCCUAAUAAAAGCUGAACCAAUGGACACUGACGAUAACAGUGGCACCAAUGGUGUAGGUAGGAGCGGAAAUGCCAGCGCUGAUAACAAACACGACCCAAAAUCAUCGACAGAUGGCGAUGUUAAAAUGAAAUCAGAAACAAAACCGGUAGUACCGGAGCCACUGAUGCCAAAUGCUGGUGAUAAAAAGAAGAAAUGCGUAUUUAAUCCCGAGGAGUUAAAACAAGCGCUGUUGCCAACUCUAGACAAGCUGAUGCACCACGAACCCGAAUCAGCACCGUUUCGUUGUCCUGUGGAUCCACAAAUACUUGGCAUACCAGACUACUUUGAUAUUGUCAAGAAGCCCAUGGAUUUGGGUACCAUACGAAAUAAUUUGAUGAAUGGCAAAUACAAUGAUCCAUGGGAAUAUGUCGACGAUGUGUGGCUAAUGUUUGACAAUGCCUGGCUGUAUAAUCGGAAAACUUCGCGUGUUUACCGAUAUUGUACAAAGCUAUCUGAGGUAUUUGAGCAAGAAAUAGAUCCAGUGAUGCAAGCUUUGGGGUACUGUUGUGGACGAAAAUACACAUUUAAUCCGCAGGUGCUGUGUUGCUUUGGAAAACAGCUUUGUACUAUCCCACGUGAUGCCAAGUAUUACAGUUAUCAAAAUAGUCUAAAGGAUUAUGGUGUUGCCUCAAACAGAUACACCUUUUGCCAGAAAUGCUUCAACGACAUACAAGGAGACACCGUUACUCUGGGUGAUGAUCCACAACAGUCUCAAACUCAAAUUCGUAAAGAUCAAUUCAGAGAGAUGAAAAAUGAUCAUUUGGAGCUCGAACCGUUUGUUGAUUGUCAGGAAUGCGGUCGCAAGCAACAUCAGAUAUGUGUACUGUGGCUAGAUACAAUUUGGCCCGGCGGCUUUGUGUGUGAUAACUGUUUGAAGAAAAAGAAUUCUAAACGGAAGGAGAACAAAUUUAAUGCAAAACGUUUGCCUACCACAAAACUGGGAAUAUACAUUGAGACACGUGUUAAUAACUUUUUGAAGAAAAAAGAAGCCGGUGCCGGUGAAGUGCAUAUUCGUGUUGUAUCAUCUUCAGAUAAAUGUGUAGAAGUGAAACCAGGUAUGCGACGACGAUUUGUUGAUAACGGUGAAAUGUCUUCGGAAUUUCCGUACCGAGCGAAAGCACUAUUCGCCUUUGAGGAAGUGGAUGGUGUUGACGUAUGCUUCUUUGGCAUGCAUGUACAAGAAUAUGGCUCUGAGUGUCCGCAACCGAAUACGCGGCGUGUCUACAUUGCUUAUUUGGAUUCCGUGCAUUUCUUUAAACCACGUCAGUAUCGUACCGCUGUGUAUCACGAAAUUCUGCUGGGUUAUAUGGACUAUGUUAAACAAUUAGGGUACACCAUGGCUCACAUUUGGGCAUGUCCACCUUCUGAGGGUGAUGAUUACAUAUUCCAUUGCCAUCCGACAGAUCAAAAAAUACCAAAACCAAAACGAUUACAAGAAUGGUACAAAAAGAUGUUGGAUAAAGGCAUGAUUGAGCGUACCAUACAGGAUUACAAAGACAUAUUGAAGCAAGCUAUGGAAGACAAAUUAACUUCUGCUGCAGAAUUGCCUUAUUUUGAAGGUGAUUUUUGGCCCAAUGUACUGGAAGAAAGCAUUAAGGAAUUGGACCAGGAGGAAGAGGAAAAACGUAAACAGGCAGAAGCAGCAGAAGCCGCAGCAGCCGCAAAUAUAUUCUCGAUUGAGGAUAAUGAAGUAAGCGGCGACGGAAAGAAAAAGGGCCAGAAAAAGGCAAAAAAAUCAAAUAAAUCUAAAGCUGCACAGCGUAAAAAUAACAAGAAAAGUAAUGAGCAACAAACAGGCAAUGACCUAUCUGCCAAGAUUUACGCCACUAUGGAAAAACACAAAGAGGUGUUCUUUGUGAUACGCUUGCAUUCGGCGCAAUCAGCUGCAAGCUUAGCGCCAAUACAAGAUCCAGAUCCACUUUUAGCCUGUGAUUUAAUGGAUGGUCGUGAUGCGUUCCUUACGUUGGCGAGAGAUAAACAUUUCGAAUUUUCAUCACUUCGCCGCGCACAAUUUUCUACCCUCUGCAUGUUGUAUGAACUGCACAACCAGGGACAAGACAAGUUUGUUUACACUUGCAACAACUGUAAAACUGCGGUCGAAACGCGAUACCAUUGUACUGUUUGUGAUGACUUCGAUCUCUGUUCGGUGUGCAAGGAGAAAGUUGGUCAUCCACAUAAAAUGGAGAAACUUGGACUCGACAUUGAUGAUGGUUCAUCACCAGCUGAUCUCAAGCAAGCUAAUCCUCAAGAAGCUCGCAAACAAUCCAUACAGCGCUGCAUACAGUCACUGGUGCAUGCUUGCCAGUGUCGAGAUGCAAAUUGUCGUCUUCCAUCGUGUCAGAAGAUGAAACGUGUCGUACAGCACACGAAAAACUGCAAACGAAAGACCAAUGGCGGAUGUCCAAUUUGCAAGCAGCUUAUUGCGCUUUGCUGCUACCAUGCUAAACACUGCCAGGAGCAGAAAUGUCCAGUACCCUUCUGUCCAAAUAUCAAGCAUAAGCUCAAACAGCAACAAUUACAACAAAAAUUACAACAGCAGCAACUUCUACGUCGUCGUAUGGCACUUAUGACUCGAACCGUUACAACACCGGCAGCUUUGGCCGGUGGACCUGUGGUUGGAACUGGUCCAGUUGUAGGGCCAGGAGGUGUUGUCGGACCUGGUGGCGUUGGCGUUGGCGUUGGAGUAGGAGUACCAGGAGUGGGAGUGGCUCAGCCAACCAUGCCUGGGCAACCUGCUCUAAUGUCAGUUACUGCAGCGGGUGGUAUGAGCCCCUCUACUGUAGCUGUACCUUCUCCAGUUUCGGCGCCGAUGGGUGGCGGAAUGACUUCACCACACCCUCAUCAACCUGGUAUCGGAAUGAAGCCAGGCGGAGGACAUUCGCCUUCGCCGACGGUGCUGCAAGUUGUUAAGCAGGUACAGGAGGAAGCCGCUCGGCAGCAAGGUGGUCCUAUGCCUCCACCUGUAAUUCAACGACAUAUUGGUGGAAUGCCUAACCAAGGCAAUCCAGGCGGUGGUAUGAUUGGAAGUAAUGUUGGAAAUGUGGGUGUUGGUGUUGGUGUUGGUGGUGUUGGUGUGAAUCAAAUGGGACCUAGUGGCGUAAAUACCGUCAUGGGUAAUAAUAUGCCUAUGGAUCAGUGGAAUAGCGGUAAUCGUUAUCAAGGUAACGCCAACCAGGGUAUGCGUCAACCCAACCAAACACAAGUGCAAAUGCAGCAAAACACGAUGCAAUCGAAUAUGAUGAGUAUGGUGGGUGCUGGUGGUUCAACUCAAAUGCUUGGUGGUCCUGUUGGCAAUAUGGGUGCUGGCAAUGCUGGUGGUGGUAUAACAGGCAAUGCUGGUAUCAGUGGAAUGAAUAGCCCUGGUGGUGGCAUGGGUGGUAUGGUCGCUGGCGGCCAGGUGGGUGUACCCGGAGGUAAUAUUCGACCGCAAGGUGGUCAGCAUGGUGGUGCUGUGGGCAGUGGACAAACCUUGAACGAAGCUCAGCUUGCACUUAUUAUGCAGAAGAUCAAAAAUAAUCCAUCGCAUGACAACCAACAGAUAUUACAAGUUCUAAAGCGUAACCCCCAAAUAAUGGCUGCCAUAAUCAAACAAAGAUCACAAAGCCAGCCUAGUGCCAGCGGUAGCAGUGGAGUUGCGACGACUGUAAAUGGGCCGCAGCAACAGCAACAACAGCAGCAGCAGCAACAACAAGUAAUGCAACAAAAUCAGCAGCUGCAGCAUAUGAUGAGUCAACAACAGCAAAUGCCCCAAGCUAAUCAACAGCAAGUGGUGAUGCAGCCACAACAACCGGGUCCUCCACAUCAACGUAUGCCAGGCAUGCAAAACCCAAUGAUGAUGCAACAACAACAGCAAGUACCUGGUGGUAUGCAACAGCAACAGAUACCGAAUGUACAAUGGUUCAAGGCGCGUCAAAUGCCAAUGCCCAACUACCCGCCACCAUAUCCUCAAAGACAACGUGCACCACCAUUAAUGGGUGGCGGUGGAGGACAACAAUACGGUGGUGGUAACUUUGGACCUGGAGGGCCGGGAGACCAAUAUACAGCAGCUGCUGCUAUGCAACAAGGCCUGAAGCCACCAACACCGCAACAACAAAUGGGUGGUAUGCCGGGCGCUGUGGGACAGCAACAACAACAGCAACAGCAAAUGAUGCAAGGAGGUAACGUGGUUGGUGGUCCUGGUGUAGGUAUGGUUGGUGGUCCUAAUGUAAUGGGCCCACCGACACCCCACACGUUGCAACAACAAUUAAUGCAAACGACUGCGCGCGCUUCACCGCCAAUACGUUCACCACAACCAACACCGUCACCACGUUCAGCGCCAUCACCUCGAGGAGGAGGCCCAUCAGCAUCGCCACGAGCACAACCGUCGCCACAUCAUGUAAUGAGCCAUUCGCCAGCUCCAGGCCCACCACACGACGGUGGGCUACAUAACCAUGUUGGCGGUAUGCAUGCACCGCAUCAAUCACCAUUGCCAGGUGGUGUUUCACAGGAUGUAGGUGUUGGUGGUGUUGUUGGUGGCGGAGUUGUUGGCGGUGCGGGUCCUAGCCAAGCUGUUGCCGAUGCAUCCGACCAGUUGACCAAGUUUGUGGAACAACUCUAGUGCAGCAAUUAACAGCUACAAACAUCUCCAAGCCCGUUCACCAGCAAUAGCAACAAGAUGUAUCCGCGUUAUUACUGAGAUAUAACGUAAUUGUGCAAAUGUACAGGUUUUUUUUUUUUUUGAUCAUAUUUAUUAUUUCCAACUUAGUUAAAUUUUUUAAUUUAUAUAUGUUUAGUUUUUGUGAAAACAAAUCUAUUUCCAAAAAUUAGAAUUAGUAUUUAAUUGUUUCUUUGAAUUAUACCUAUAGUUAUGAAUAGUGUGUAGUUUUUUUUUAUAAAGUUAUCAUCAUACGUUCCAUUGCGACCUUGUCACUCUUUACAUUCAAGAAUGAAUAACUGCUUGCUGAGCGAUGCUUUAGUAGAUGCAUACACGUAGUACUCAAGAUAGACAAAAUCGAUCAAAGAAUCAGUAUAAGAUGAUGUCACCAGUAAGGUAGG
This is a messenger RNA of Ceratitis capitata (Mediterranean fruit fly), 11149 nucleotides long. It is a transcript of the gene nej, whose product is annotated as histone acetyltransferase p300. Lineage: Eukaryota; Metazoa; Arthropoda; Insecta; Diptera; Tephritidae. The transcript is spliced from 17 exons. Gene Ontology annotation, cellular component: transcription regulator complex; histone acetyltransferase complex. Gene Ontology annotation, molecular function: zinc ion binding; chromatin DNA binding; histone acetyltransferase activity. The record is from RefSeq and is a predicted model, not a curated record. The coding region runs from base 1230 to 10712 and encodes 3160 amino acids. Gene Ontology annotation, biological process: positive regulation of transcription by RNA polymerase II.